Lindgomyces ingoldianus is the source of this 1092-nucleotide messenger RNA. RefSeq lists its product as uncharacterized. NCBI's taxonomy places the organism in Eukaryota, Fungi, Ascomycota, Dothideomycetes, Pleosporales, Lindgomycetaceae. Bases 1 to 1092 code for a protein of 363 amino acids. The record is from RefSeq and is a predicted model, not a curated record. The transcript is spliced from 13 exons.
AUGAGUGACGCGUGUUCAUCCAGCAACGCCAUUGGUCCUAGAGAGCACCCUUCCUAUGCGGACGCAGCUCCGCACCGGGCCGCGCUCAUGGAGAAAGGCGAGGAUGAGAGGGGAAUAGCCAGACGCAGGGACAGCUACCUCAUCGAUGAUCAGCAGGCUCUUGAAUUUGCCUGCAUCGGAUGCUAUGUCAUGCAUACUCCUCGGUUGACUCUGAUUACCUCGCCGAAUUCUUACGAAGAUGUUAAGGCAGUUGGUGGUGCAUUGUCGUACUUUUACCGUACGUUGAACGUGCAUCUGGGACAAAAUGCCUUCGUGAACGUCCCGCGCCGUUGCAAAAUUCCGAUGGAUGUGCUUAGAUACCUGUCCCUCAUCCUUCAGCCUAAAAUAGGGAAGACGAGAGUUUCUGCCCAAAGCGACGAUGAGUUCCGUUCUCGCGCGAAAUACAAGGAUAUGAACUUCGAGACUGGGAGGAAAGAUUUGACGAUGGUGGAUUGGUGUGUGUUGCUUUUCUCGUGCUCUCCCCCUUCUUCCAUUUCAAGGAUACUUCACGAAGACCUCGGACUCGAGAUCUAUCACAUGUCCCCUCAAUCGUUUCCAACGCAACACAACCGCAAAAAUCCCCAGCCAACCCAGGCCCGCAAAACACCUCCUAAAAAGCGCACUGGGACCCAGUCGGUCCGGCAGCGGGCGGCACGCGAACAGACAGCUUGGGACAGCGGGAAGGUACAUCUUGAUUGGUUAUGUGGGUUGCGUUACACUUCUCCUAAAUACAAGGAGUCUCUUUUUUUUUGGACUGGGGAUUGUGGGCUGGGUUACCUUGACUUUGCGCAAUCAUGCGAGAAGAAUUGUGCUUGCUUGGCCCAUGAUGUUUACAUUGAAACACAUUUCAUCAUCAUCGAACGCCUUGCAAUGCCAGAUCAUACGGUGUGCUGCUUGCCGUACCCAUACCACCAUGCCAAUGCAAAAAAAAAAAAAAAAAAGAAACAGGGCGUCAACUACCAAGCCCGCUUUAAUAGAAGCGUGAAAGCACGCGAAGAAUCAAUAUGUCCAAAAUCCAUUCAAGAGCAAAAGACUGCGAAAACAAAAAUCUAG